CCGUGUGCGCUCCCGCUGCCCGGCCGAGCCCGGGGCUCGGGAUCAAAAUGGCGGCGGCCGGAGCGGGGCCGGGAGGGAGCGGGUGUCGCUGAGCGGGAGGAUGGCAGCGGCGAGCGGCUGCCGGGGAAAUGGAGGAACAGAAUGCUGGACCUGGGAUUGAAGAUUUAUAAAGGAUUAUGGGAUUAUACACUGAAGAGCCAGCAGGCGGAAUGCCUGAGUGACUGAAGAAAAUGGGUGCUAAUGCAUCUAACUACCCUCACUCGUGUUCCCCAAGGGUAGGGGGAAAUUCACAGGCACAACAGACAUUCAUAGGUCACCAGUUUGAAUCCAUUCAAGCUCAAUCGUGCAUGAAAUUUGGUCCUGUCCAUCUGUUUGGCCUAUGGACAUCAUCCUACUCUCAUCAAGGUUAUGGCUGUGAAUCAAAGCUAUAUAGCCUUGACCAUGGCCAUGAGAAGCCUCAAGACAAGAAAAAGAAAACCUCUGGCCUUGCCACCCUCAAAAAGAAAUUCAUUAAGCGUCGGAAAUCGAGCCGGUCUGCUGAUCACGCCAAGCAGAUGCGCGAGCUCCUCUCGGGCUGGGAUGUCAGAGAUGUUAAUGCAUUAGUAGAAGAAUACGAAGGAACAUCAGCCUUAAAGGAACUUUAUCUACAAGCUAAUUUGGCAAGACCAGAAGCCAGGACGCUACAAAAAGACAUGGCUGAACUUUAUCAGUACAAAUACUGUACUGAUGUAGACUUAAUAUUUCAAGAAACCUGUUUUCCUGUGCAUCGUGCGAUAUUGGCGGCAAGAUGUCCAUUUUUUAAAACGCUGCUUUCUUCCUCACCGGAGUAUGGGGCAGAAAUAAUAAUGGAUAUUAACACAGCUGGCAUAGAUAUGCCUAUGUUUUCUGCUUUGUUACACUACCUUUAUACGGGAGAGUUUGGAAUGGAGGAUUCAAGAUUCCAAAAUGUUGAUAUUCUUGUUCAGCUUAGUGAAGAAUUUGGAACACCGAAUUCCUUAGAUGUUGACAUGCGCGCACUGUUUGAUUAUAUGUGCUACUACGAUGUGGUUCUUAGCUUUUCAUCCAAUUCUGACUUAGUUGAAACUUUUGGUGGAAGUCAGAACUGUCUAGAUGAAGAGCUCAGAGCUCAUAAAGCUAUUAUUUCAUCACGAUCUCCGUUUUUUCGUCACUUGCUGCAGAGGAGGAUACGAACUGGUGAAGAAAUCACAGACCGAACUCUACGAACUCCAACUAGAAUUAUAUUGGAUGAAUCUAUCAUACCAAAAAAAUAUGCUAAGGUCAUUUUGAACUGUAUGUAUACAGAUGUGGUGGACCUUUCGGUUUUGCACUCCAGUCCUUCAGUGGGCAGUUUAAGCGAAGUUCAGGCUCUUGUAGCAGGAAAACUAAACAUGACUAGGGCUGAAGAAGCUAUGGAGCUUUAUCACAUAGCACUGUUCUUGGAGUUUAACAUGCUUGCACAAGGCUGUGAAGAUAUUAUUGCUGAGAGCAUCUCACUAGACACCUUAAUUGCCAUUCUGAAGUGGAGCUCUCAGCCGUACGGUUCCAAGUGGGUGCAUCGUCAAGCUCUGCAUUUCCUCUGUGAGGAGUUUACCCAGGUCAUGACUUCAGAGGUCUUCUACGAGCUCAGCAAGGACCACCUGCUCACAGCUAUUCAGUCUGACUAUUUACAGGCAAGUGAACAAGAUAUUCUUAAAUACCUGAUUAAAUGGGGAGAACACCAGCUGAUGAAGAGAAUAGCAGAUCGAGAGCCUAAUUUACUCAGUGGUACUGCUCACAGUGUGAAUAAAAGAGGUGUGAAGAGGAGAGACCUUGACAUUGAGGAGCUGAGGGAGAUCCUGUCUCCACUUCUACCUUUUGUCCGCAUUGAGCACAUCUUACCCAUGAAUAGUGAAGUACUGAGUGAUGCAAUGAAGAGAGGCCUGAUUAGCACUCCUCCUUCAGACAUGCUACCAACAUCAGAAGGUGGAAAGUCAAAUGCCUGGCUGCGGCAAAAAAAUGCUGGGAUAUAUGUGCGGCCAAGACUGUUCUCGCCAUAUGUGGAGGAGGCUAAGAUCUUGAUGAAAUUCCACCGGAAACAAAGCAGCGUUCUGAGGGAAACCUCCCUGGUUUCCAGCCAGUUUGCCGGCCCAGCUCCUCGGCAGCCCUCCUGGCAGGCGGAUGGCAAGUCUGUGCUGGAUGAGAUGAUGGUGGAACAAACGGAUCUCGUUCGUUUGCGGAUGGUCCGAAUGUCCAACGUGCCCGACACCCUUUACAUGGUGAACAACGCGGUGCCGCAGUGCUGCCAUAUGAUAACCCACCAGCAAGUCAGCACUAACCAGACCAGUCCUCCCUCAGUCAUAGCCAACGAGAUCCCAGUUCCCAAUCUCCUCGUUGUGAAAGAGAUGAUCAAGCGGCUGCAGGAGCUGCGUCACACGGAGCAGGUGCAGAGAGCGUACGCCCUCAACUGCGGAGAAGGUGCCACAGUCAGUUAUGAGAUUCAGAUCCGUGUGCUGCGGGAAUUUGGGCUUUCUGAUGCUGCUGCUGAACUUCUGCAGAAUCCUCACAAAUUCUUUCCUGAUGAGCGAUUUGGGGAUGAAAGCCCCCUCCUGACAAUGAGACAGUCUGGACGGUGUCGUGUUAACAGCACUCCCACUGCAGAAACCAUGUUUACAGAACUGGACUCUUUUGUGGCCUUCCAUCCACCACUGCCCCCUCCUCCACCUCCAUAUCACCCACCAGCAACUCCUAUUCAUAACCAGUUCAAAGUGGGCUGGAAACAAAGGGUGCCAAGUCAACAUCCCUCACGUUCCUUCUCUUACCCGUGUAAUCACUCGCUGUUCCACUCCCGCACCGCCCCCAAAGCUGCACCGCCUGUCUACUUGCCUGGUGUGAAGGCAGCACCUCCUGACUGCACUAACACCACAGGUCUGGGGCGACAAACAGUGGCAGCAGCAGCAGCAGUGAUGGCAGCUGAGAAACAAGUGUGUACUCAGCCCUUGCUAAAUGACCUGAUGCCAGAUAUUGCCAUGGGUGUGUCAGCGAUGUCUUUAAAGGAGAGAAGAUUACCAGAGCUCACGGUUGACACGGAGUUAAGCCAGGUGGUUACAGAGGUAGGGCCUGGCCCACCCCAGCACAUUUCAUGUAUUCAGAACAGACACAUGCCUACUGCUCGGAAAAAACAUGCAAUAGAGCAAAAAAUAGAUGCUCGAGAAAAUCCGCAGGAAUAUCCUGACUUCUAUGACUUCUCCAAUGCUGCAUGCAGACCCUCUACUCCAGCACCCAACAGGCACAGUCCUUCGCCUUCACAAGGCAUUUAUUUUGGCCCAGAUUUGUAUAGCCACAAUAAGGCAUCACCAAGUGGCUUAAAGUCAGCCUAUCUACCUUCCCAGAUAUCUCCUAAAAAGCAAGAGGACUCUAGGAGGGAAUACCUGCUCUCGCAAGAUGGGCAUCAACACAGGCAAAAGAAUGAGCCAAUACACCUCGAUGUCUUAGAACAACCUCCCCAGCGACUGGACUUGGCCUUGGCCAACCAGGAAAAUGCUGGGAAUGGCCCUGUUCACGUCAGGGGAAGAGCAAAAAUGGAAACGGAUUUAACCUAUGGGCUAACCUCCAACAGACCUUCGCUCUCUGCCUACACCUCUGAAAUGCCAGAAGAGAGACCCAGUAGGAGACUGGCAGAUGAUGAGCCAUUGGAACAUGGAGCACAGAGGAAUGCAGAUUUGGAAAGGGAAGAUGCAGUAAGCAGAGGAAGGAGGUCUCCCAACAAACCAGACUUCCUGUACAAAAAAUCUGCCCUAUGAAAGCAACCUCCACUAUUUCUCUGUGCCUAAGAGUUGUAAACAUCCCAUUCCUUGCAACUUUUGGCCUCACUUCUGUCAGACAAAUUCCUUCAUGCCAGCAGAAAAAUUCAGCUUCGCUCACUUCUUUUGUACAUACAUUGCUUUGUUAGAGACAGCAUGUUAUCAAUUUUGUUUUAAUGCUGCUUCUGGUUUUAUUUUGUGGGAAUUUUUUUUUUUGAGCAGAUUUAAUUAAGCCUUUAAAAAAAAAAAAAACAACAAAAAAACCACCACAAAACCGGUACCUUUUUUCUACAACCUGGUAGCCUUUUGCACCUGUACAUCUAUUUUAGUGUAUUAGUUUUGUACUAAUAUGUUAAACUUUAAUGUCACAUUUAAAGGACUGUAUUUUCAUACUUUUGCAUUUAUCCUUUCACAUGCCAAUUCCCUAUGUGCAUUGGGUUGCACAUUAUGAAAUGUAUUUUCUUAUGAGAUAGUAACAACCUGUUUAUUUUUUAAUUAUAGGAAUUCCAAAGAACAGCACAUCAAAAAACCUACAUUUUUAGUUAAGAUUUUUUUGUUUGUUUGUUUGGAUUUGAAAUCUUCCUGAUUUUUAUGACUACAGCAAGAAUCCAGUCUAAUGUUUUGUUUGAAAAGUUUUGGCAGCUGGUCUUAUAUAGAUAGCAAACCCACUUCAAGAAUUACAUUUGGGUUUUUAAGAGUUCAGAGGGAAAUUUAGGAGUCCAAAUUCUAGUGAAUUUACUGGAAUAUGACAGCUUGAGUCUGUUUGCUUCUGGUUCAGCUGUGCCCAUUGAGAACUCCAUGAUUACCCAGAAGCACUUACUAGACAGAUUAGAAUUGUUGAUUUGCCCAUGCAGAGAUAAAUGUAGAAAUACUAUAAAAAUGAUAGUAACUACUUGUUCUUCCAGCUGCUCAUACAUGGGGAUAGUGAAGACCAGAUUUGUGGAUUCCUGCUGAGUCGGAGUGUCAGGAAGACAAGGCAUAGUCAACAACCUUUGCUGUUGCCUGAACAUGAGGGAGGGUUCCCUCUCCCGGAGGUGCCGAGGUGACUGUCCAUUGCCUUGCUUUCUCCUGCCUACGGUUACAAAAGGGCUUCACUCGUGGUGAUGUCUUGUAGUGUUCCUUACCUGAUCUCACGUGUUGCUGACUCCAUGAUCGCAGCUCUUCUGGGAGCAGAAUCCCAGUGAAGAGUCUCUGCUUUAGCAUCAUGACACGUGUGAAGCUUUAGCACUCUUGAAUUAUGCCUCCAUUUCCUGAGUUUGCUUUUUGAAAGCACAGAAAUGAGAUUCCUCUUAACAGGAUGUGAGGAGGGAAUGAUGGUGAUCUGGGCUGGCUCCUGCCACUGGGGUGGGGUUCAGCAAUGCACUGGGGUGGGGGGGAAUGGUUACAGUUGUGAAGUGCAUCCUUAAUACUCACUGUGCAGUUCUAGGAACAAAUUCAUUGCAUUCAGGAUAGGGAUCUGAUGCCACUGCAGUGUAGUGAUUGCUGGUAAAGGCCUGUUUGGGGGGGGUUAAAUACAGUUUCUAUAAUACAUUUCCCUGUAGUAGAACACUUUAGUCCCAUGUGUGACCUUAGGACUUCUUUAAGGUUAUGUUGAGUGGAUUCCUGCAGCUCAAAAUGCUUAAUAUUGUUUUAACAGAAAUCGUGCUGCAACUUUACUUUUGGUUUUAGCUGAUGGCAGAUUCUUAGCUAAUGUGUUUCAUUAAAGUAUGCUGUGUCUCCUGCAUAUGCAUCUGUAGACCUCCUGCCUCAUGGAAGCUCUGCAGACACUCCUUUUGAGAUGCAGCCAUGGAAAACAUGGUGUAGGAUUGGAACAGAAACUGUGCAGGUGAUGUCUUGUGGGUGAGGGGAGAUUUCUUUCUUUUUUACCUCUGUCAGCCUUUUUAAGCUGUUUUUUUGCCCACAGUCGAGGCACUUGGUGGUCCCGGCUUCAUCACCCACAUGUGGGAUUUCCAUGGGACGGCAGUGUAGAACAUUGUUAAAUGCAGGGUGUCAGUGGGGAGAUGGUGCUGCUGCAGGUUGGUGACUGAGGUUCACGGGGUUUCUUGUGAAGAUCGAGCAUGGUGCUGUCUGACUGCGUAGCUGUUACCGCACACGAGGGUCUCAUCCUCGCCAGCAUGAGACCACCUCACCAGAAGCAUUAACUUUCAUCUCAUACAAGAACCCUGAAACUCCCUGCACUUGCAUCAUGUAUGUGUUGGCGGCUUAAUUACUAAAAAGUUAGAGCUGUCCUCAGAAGACUGAUUAUUCUGAAUAAUUUAUUUUUACCUAAAACUGAUAGAUGUACUUCAGGAGAACUAUUUUAGUUAUCACAGUUUGAUGUGGCACUGUGUACCUGGACAGAGGUGGGGCUGAGACCUACAGAUAAAACUUUAACGUUUGAAAUUUUGUGGGGGCGUGGCUGAUGAAGGUAAGAAGUUUUGAGGUUAUGGUUUGAGGAAAAUCAUGAAAUGCUGUGGCUUUGGAAUAAGCUGGUGAGAAAUGCCUCAGGGGAGGACACGUUUGCGUUUUAGAAUAUAAAAUUGCUUUUGAAGUCUCAGGAGCUGAGCAGUAUUCAAAAAAGAAUCGAGUGUUUAAAAGUAGGUGCAGAAUGAAAGACAAGUCUUUCUGAGGCCACAAAGACAAUCAGGCCAUGCAGACAAUCUGUUUUCACUUGUAUAUUUUGAGUUGGGAAGAAGAUGGUAGCUAAUGGCAGCUGAUUUGAAGUGGAAAAGAAGGAUUUGUUGAAUUACUGGAACUGGAUUACUUUACUCCAGCGUAGGAUUUCCUAUUUAGUUGGAUGUGCAGAGGGAGAGGAGAAACCAUCUUUUCUUAGAAGCAUUAUUCAGAAGCUAGUGUUCAUACUACAUCUCACUCACACAACACGUGUACCUGUGCUACCUGCUACUUCUUAUUCUCUGUCUACUGAAACUUUGGUGCAGAAGCUCCUUGUUUACAUGAAGCACUUUCUGAUUAGGCUGGAAAUUGACACCUUUUCCUCCUAUAAAUUUGAUGGAGAUGACAGAUUACUGACUAUUUUGCUUGGAUAGAGGUAUAAACAUUGUUUUCUUGAAUGAGGGAGACUUGUGCUCCUUGUUCUAUUAAAGAGAGAGCUCAGACUUUGUAUUUAGUGAGCAACAUGCAAAAACUUCUUAUUCCCUUUUCCCCAACUACCCUUCCUCUUUUCCUUAAUAUAUGGAUGAAUAACUUAAUUCCUAAAACACAUUUUUUCCUUUAAAAUGUUUUGUUGUUCUACGGAAUUACUGUAGUUGUGUAUUAGUAACUGCUGUGUUGAUUGGCAGUUUCCUGUUGUAUUUUUCCUGUUCUUAAGGACUUUCUCUUAUGAAAAUUAAGGCUGUGGCCACCUGUACUUGUAAAGCCUUGGGUUUUGGUCCUGGAAUGUCCCAAAUGUUUGUCUUAGGGUUUUCUUUGGUUUGGUGGGGGUUUUGAGGGGGUUGGGUGUUAGUUUUGUUUGGUUUUUUGGUUUGUUUGUUUUGGUUGGUUUUUUUGGUUGGGUAUUUUUUUGUUUGUUUGAAAGAACACUAAAGCUGUUUGAGGCACUGUUCCUUCUUCUAAUAAUUCUAUGCUUCUAUGGUAGAGGUGGUGCUGAGCCCUGUGGGGUACAGGGAACAGCUGAGAGGGAAACUUGUAAAACCGCACUUGGGGUUUCUGUAAUUACCUGUACUGCCAGGAGGCAGCCCUGCCUUCGGCAGCAUUAUGGAUGUUUCUUGUCCUUGUGUUGUUACUGGUAUAAAGUCAAGUGCCUUCAAUGCUAAAGGCUCAGAAAACUUUCUUAAACUGACUUCAUGUCCUAUGCAAGUGUUUUUUCUACAACCUGCAUAACCAGUACUUUGUAAAACUUGUUUACGCUUCAAUUGUACAUAGUGUUUUUUAAAAAAAAAAUAAAUAGUAUUUUUAUUUAGGUACCUCCAAACUUGAAUUCUAGUCUUGUGUGAUGCAUUGUAAAACAAUACAUUUCUCUUUUGAGUACCAUUACAGUUGUAAAAAGGUUUUCACUGGUUCUAUUUUUCUACUGUUGCUGAGAAGCAUGUAACACUGACUUUAUCCUACAUAUAGUUGGCAUUUCAAAUAAAUGGCUUGUAUAGAA
Molecule: messenger RNA, 7863 nt
Organism: Pseudopipra pipra
Lineage: Eukaryota; Metazoa; Chordata; Aves; Passeriformes; Pipridae
Gene: BTBD7
Product: BTB domain containing 7
Exons: 13
Coding region: 231-3779 (1182 amino acids)
Biological process (GO): morphogenesis of a branching epithelium
Molecular function (GO): protein binding
Source: RefSeq, a predicted model, not a curated record